Molecule: messenger RNA, 2948 nt
Organism: Zophobas morio
Lineage: Eukaryota; Metazoa; Arthropoda; Insecta; Coleoptera; Tenebrionidae
Product: optomotor-blind protein-like
Exons: 9
Coding region: 604-2490 (628 amino acids)
Biological process (GO): cell fate specification; positive regulation of DNA-templated transcription; regulation of transcription by RNA polymerase II
Cellular component (GO): nucleus
Molecular function (GO): RNA polymerase II cis-regulatory region sequence-specific DNA binding; DNA-binding transcription factor activity, RNA polymerase II-specific
Source: RefSeq, a predicted model, not a curated record
CGCGACAGCCGCGACUCGGCCGGCGGGACGCAGGCCGCGCUUUCGGGGCCCUUUCUGCGGCGCGCAGGCGCAGGCGGCGCGGCGGCGGCGGCGCGACGCCCCGCGUCAGUUGGCGGCGGCAUUCGGUGCAACAGCGUCGUUCACGGACUCGGACGCUGUUUAUAAAUAUUGGAGGCGGCGACGGGGUGGGGAUUCCUCGCCGGAGCCAGCGCCGAAAAGGAGCAUCAAACACAUCAAUGUCGCCCGGGCAGAAAAAGGAGCCCGUGUGACAAAAACCUCUCGCAACGCCUCCAUAGGCAUAACCUCCUAACUCCUGCCCACCGUAAGUGUGAAAAGUGGGGGAGACAUGUCGCCCCCGGAUUGGCCGAGCCGCCGGAGCUGACACCGUCCCGGCCAAUCGCGUCGCUCCGCCGUCAUUAACACAGUCCGUGUCGCAGCGGCGGCUUUCCUGCUAGUCGUCGCUCGCACUCUCCCCGGGAAGGAGGUGUCAGACUUGGCGCUGAAAAACCACCCCGGCCAGUGGCGUCCGUGCGUGCAGUGCUGUGAUGCCGGUGCGAGUGAGCCCCGUUUAGUACUCAGUCCGCCGUCCCGGAGCAGUGACCAAUGCGUUUCGACACGCUGGAGCCUCCCCCCGACGCCAAGGUGAAGAACAUGGCCUACCACCCCUUCCUGCAGCUGCCGCGGCAGACGGACUUCAGCGUGAGCUCGCUGCUCACGGCCGCCGGCGGCUCGGCGGCGUCGCCGCCCGCGCCCGGAUUCUUCCCGCCGGCGGCGCUCGCCGCCUUCGGCUCGCAGAACGCGCACUGCUACCCCGGCGCGCUGCUGCCCAAGAUCAACCACCCGCACCCGCACCACGCCGCCCUCGCCGGACACCCCUACACGACGGCGGAGGACGUGGUGCUGGCGGCCGUCGCGGCGCACAACCACCACCCGGCGAUGGUGCGCCCGCUGAGGGCCAUCCAGCCGGAGGAGGACGGCGUCGUCGACGACCCCAAGGUCACGCUGGAGGGGAAGGAGCUGUGGGAGAAGUUCCACAAGUUAGGGACUGAAAUGGUCAUCACGAAGAGCGGGAGGCGUAUGUUUCCUGCCUUCAAAGUACGCGUAUCGGGCUUAGACAAAAAAUCCAAAUAUAUCCUACUAAUGGACAUCGUAGCUGCUGACGAUUGUAGAUAUAAAUUCCAUAACAGCAGGUGGAUGGUGGCGGGCAAGGCGGACCCCGAAAUGCCCAAAAGGAUGUACAUCCACCCGGACAGCCCGUCCACGGGGGAGCAGUGGAUGCAGAAGGUGGUGUCGUUCCACAAGCUCAAGCUGACGAACAACAUCUCCGACAAGCACGGAUUCUUGAAAGAAAAAGCUGUUGAUUUCCUGACGAUACUCAACUCCAUGCACAAAUACCAGCCCCGGUUUCACCUCGUCAGAGCCAACGACAUCCUCAAACUGCCCUACUCGACGUUUCGGACGUACGUCUUCAAGGAAACCGAGUUCAUCGCCGUAACGGCGUACCAAAACGAAAAGAUAACGCAGCUCAAGAUCGACAAUAACCCUUUUGCGAAGGGCUUCAGGGACACGGGGGCGGGAAAGCGGGAGAAAAAGCAGGCGAUGCUGGCGCAGAGACACACGGACGACAAAACGUCACAUCCGCUUCCGGCGAGGAUGUCUGCGGACAGCAGCACGGUUUCAAAGACUGACGACUCGGAGCUGGACGUCGUGGGCACGGCGGACAGCCCCAGGCCCUCCCUGCACACCACGACGCCGAUCGCCUCCUCCAUCAACCAUUCCGGAGCCGAGGAGGAGUCGCUCCGCCGACGGCUGCACGAGGACUCGGGCUCCGAGUCCAGCUGCUCGGAGUCGCCCGGCGGCACGGCCUUCAGGCCGCGCCCGUCGUCCCCCAAGGACGCCGCCCCCGGCCCGUCCAACCCCUCGGAGUACCCCUCGCCCAACAUCAGCGUGGGCCCGCCCAUCCACCCGCCGCCGCACCUGCUGCCGUACCUGUACCCGCCCGGGCUGUACCCCGGCGCCGGGGGCCCGCCGUUCGCGCCGCACCUCAGCCUCUUCUCCGGCGCGCACGCCCCCGGCAUGAACCCCAGCCUCCUCUUCAACGCGCAGCUCGCAUUGGCCGCCCAGCACCCCGCCCUCUUCUCCCACUACCAGAACCUCGCCCACCCCAACCCGCACCACCUGUCGCCCACGUCGCCGCUGCACAACCACCUCAAGGGCGGGCACCGGUUCACGCCCUACACCCUGCCCACGGCCAACGUGAGCUCCUCCCCGCUGGGCAGCGCCUUCGAGACGGUCACGCCCAGCUCGCACACGCGCAGCCUGAGCAACUCGCCGUCGGGGCGGGGGCGCGGCGGCUCGCUGUCGCCGCCCCCGCGACCAAGCACCGCCUCGCCCAAGCCGGAGGCGGCGGCGUCGCCCAGCGACCUCAAGAGCAUAGAGAAGAUGGUGAACGGACUGGACGUGAAGCAGAGCGAGGACGGGGAGAAGUAGUGGCAAUAGAGUUGCGAUUGCACAUGUAAAUUACCGUAAAGUGCUUUUCUUAUCGUAGCUUACAACUGCUGGAAAAAAGUACAAAAUGUGUGUGAGUUUACUUCACUAGGUGAAGCGACCUCGUUUUUGUUGAUCCGACCUUUUGGUGCUAUGCUGGAGUUUAUUUGGCCCCACUACGAUAGCGACCCGUAGACUGUUGGAGCUUUUGUAAUUAUACUAUAUGACAAGUAAGACACGAUAGAGAGUUAAUGUUCCUUUAAUUACUGCAAUUAAUUUAAAACAAUUAUGUAAAUAGUGUUUGUACGUACCGCGUCAACUCUGUAUAUACUGGUUGUUUUGUGUUUCAUCAAGAAACUGUAAAUUGUAAAUUACUCCUAUAACACUAUGUAUAUUAGAUUCAAAAUUUAUUUAUAUUUCUACCAAAGAGUUUCGAUGGUUUUUGUGCCCGAAUCGCCAUA